CCGGCCGCCUUUGCUUGUUGUGCCAGCAGUCAUCAUCCUGGCCCUUUGUCUGAUAUAUGCCCCGAAGAUGCCUCGCAAUGGCCAGGAAAAGCCAAAGCUUGGCUCCUUCUUCGCACAAUCGUGGGCUCUAGUGGCCGUGCAGCUCAUCAACGUGUUCUGCACCAUCUGGAUCUACAAGCGACAUGAUGGGCCACUUCUGACACUCGACACGCCUUCUUUGGUCUCCGACAAAUCAGUGCCUGGUGUUCGGCCCGUUAUAUUAUCUGUACUCUUCUCAAUGAUUACGGUGUUCUACGCCCAAGUUGGAAUGACCGUCAUAUACUCCCGAGUAUCCAAAGGACGAAGUCUCCGAAUGCGGUCGGCCUUAUUCGCAUUGGCUGUCCUUGCAAUCGGUUGGACUGAAGGCUCAUGCGUCUCCUUCGGUCGUCUGUGGCCUGGACACACGUAUGCGCAGGAACUCGAAUGGACGCUUUUGGGGCAGAUCUUCAACACGGUCUUCGACAGCCUUAUGUAUGUGGCUCUCUGCCGUCUUCGCCGGGAAGCUGAUGCAGAUAGGCAACCCCAGCUGUCCAGGUUGAUCUCCAUCGCAUACAUCACGAUCCAUUUUUCUAUAAUAUUGACGAAUCUAAGAGCUUUCGGUAUACUCUUCCGCACGCCCCGUGAUGGAUGGCUUGACCACACCUUGAGGAUUGGUGGUGGACUAGCCGCCUGGAAUAUGCAUUCAGUGCCAUUUUUACUUAUGCGGCGUACGAUCGAAGACGACACGCGGGUCGCAGCUGGCGCAGGAAAUCUCGCUUCGGAGAGUGACCCGAUUGCGGCGGCCAACGACGCCAUGAUGUUAGUAUAUAUUUAGGCUACUGGUUUCUUGCUUGUGUCCGUGGCCUGUACCGAAAUAAUCUCGUUAAUAGGACCGAAGCACUACCACUUGUUGUAAUCUAGGCUUCCGAAACAUAACUU
Phanerochaete carnosa HHB-10118-sp is the source of this 957-nucleotide messenger RNA. RefSeq lists its product as uncharacterized. The coding region runs from base 68 to 853 and encodes 261 amino acids. Lineage: Eukaryota; Fungi; Basidiomycota; Agaricomycetes; Polyporales; Phanerochaetaceae. The transcript is spliced from 17 exons. The record is from RefSeq and is a predicted model, not a curated record.